Molecule: messenger RNA, 537 nt
Organism: Cylicostephanus goldi
Lineage: Eukaryota; Metazoa; Nematoda; Chromadorea; Rhabditida; Strongylidae
Source: the annotation of a GenBank genome assembly
AUGCGUCUGUAUCGUGAUGGACGAACGGAAACUGUAAGAAGUUGCAGUACCGAAUCAUGCGAUUUCGUUCGAUCAAUGUUGGAUAAAAAUGAAAACGUAAGGAUUGAGCUGGUUCAAAAAUCAUUCGGAUUCCAAUGCCCUGAUUUUCAGGAUCAGAAUAGAAUGAAAUUACUGCGGCGAGCCUGCGAUCGCCAUCAGGCUUACUAUCGAAAUGCGAUGGCUGGACAUGGUGUUGAUAGACAUCUGUUUGCUAUGUAUGUGGUGUCCAAAUACUAUAGCAUAUCAUCGCCAUUUUUGGAGAAUUACUCAAAGAAGCUUAACAAUGAACGGGAAUUGUUCUGGCCAGCUGGCGCUUUUGCCUGUCCGGAAGGAUCCAAUUAUGGUAUUUGCUAUACUGUUGGUACCACAGGUGAUUUGCUAAGCUUCCAUGUGACUUCUUGGAAAUCGCUGAAGCAUACUGAUGCUCGUCGUUUUCGCAACACCCUUGUCGAAUGCCUUCGAGAAAUGAAGCAAAUGAUUGAGAAUGCAUUGAAGUAG